AUUGGAUUAUUGGAAAUCUCAGGAAAUGUGCAACAUGGCGAAUAUUAGCGUCAAGAAGUGAAAGAUCAAAGUGAUAUUAAAUUUGAAAACAAUGCUCGGACAGACAGGAAUAUACCCGUUUGGACAUAUUAAUCUGUGAUCGAGGUUUUAGCCAAAUAAUGGGUGCCAUUCUCAAACGAUGGAGGCGUGAGGAAUCUGCUGAAAAAGAAUUGGAGUCUUUGCAAGAGCAACUCCACAAACUCGAGUCUGCCAGACAAAAAGAUGAACAGUUCUAUCAACGAUUCAUUGGUCGUCUAAUGUUUUACUCCAUUAUGCUGUACAUUGUAUCAGCUGUGGUUAUGUAUUUCUACUAUUUUCCAAAGCAGUGGAAAGACAGAAUUACAAGAAUUCUCCCAUUAUUGAUUUUCCCCCUAAUAAUUUAUGGAGUAAGGAGAACACUUAUGUAUGUGUUUAGUACAAGGAAAAAGAAAAAUGCACAAAAGCUUGAAGAACUUCGAUCUAAAAAGCAGAAAAUUAUUGAAGAUGUAAAGGAAAAAGAAACCUACAAAAAAGCAAAAGAAAUUCUAGAGAAGUUUGACCCUGAAAACAGUCUUGUGAAGAACGAUGCUAAGCAACACACCACUAACGGAAAAAUGCCUUGUGUCACUCCAGGCACUGAAGUUAGACAACGAAAUGUUCCCAGAGCUAUGUCGACACCCAACUCGUCAUUUUCUCAAAAACCAGUUCCCUUUUCUGCAACACCUAAAGUACAAAUGAUGUCCCCACUGCGAGGAAUGAGUCCUGCAAUGCAAAGGCAAUUCUUCAUCAAUAACAUGCCUCCUGGAACUCCUCCUGGUCCACCACAGCCUAUACCAGUUUUACCAAAAGAAAGAACGAUGGCUGAUAAGUUCGUAGACUACCUCGUUGGCGACGGGCCCAGCAAUCGUUACGCUUUGAUAUGUAAAGCAUGUCACUCGCAUAAUGGAAUGGCGCUGAAAGAAGACUUUGAAUAUACAACUUUCCGUUGCUGCUAUUGUUACCAACUGAAUGAAGCGAAAAAGCAACGUCCUUCAGCUCCACCACUGGAGGGAUUUUCUACUCCAGAACGAAAAUUUUCCACAGAUGAUACAACUAUAAAUGAAGAACCCUACCAUGAGACAGAAAAUGUUGAAGAAACGAUAGAAGAUAACUCUGAUAAGACCCUCCCGGAAUCUUGCUCUGAAGGAAAAGAAGCGGAGAAUAUCCAAGCAGUCCAAGAAAACCUUUAAUAUUCAUGCUCUUAAAAAUCUUCAACUUUGCCAUAAUACUAGCUUCCAUUACAAUCUUAAUCGCGCGGAAAAAUUGUCGUGCCAUGGGAGAUUCGCGAGAGAAAUUGCACAAUAAACAUUUCAGAUUUUCAGUAAGUUAUUUAUAUUAUGAUCUGCUAAGAAAAAAAGUCGAUGUUCUGUUUUGCGAAACGAAAAGAAAUUUCACAAUGACCGUCAACCAUGUUAAUUUCCUAGGCUAUAACAGCAGCACUUAUUUUACAAUAUGCAGUAUGAGAUUGAACGACUUCUGCUUCCUGAUCCUUUUUUUAUAUACUAGUAGAAGCGCAUUAUAACUCAGAACACAGUGGUGUUCGUAAAGGUCUAGGCCCGCCCAAUUUCAGGGAAUUUUCUGUAAGAGGAAGCCCUGUUGGUUUCUUUAGCCAUUUGGCAUGGACUUUCUUUCGCCUUUGCAAAAGUAACUCCAUGGACAGAAAGUUGAAGUUUUGUCGUUAUCGACUAUAUUUCGUCACAAUUUGGAAUACUGGGGCCGUUGUAUGAAAGCCGGAUAGCGCUAUCC
Messenger RNA from Dendronephthya gigantea, 1803 nucleotides. RefSeq names its product endoplasmic reticulum junction formation protein lunapark-B-like. Gene Ontology annotation, cellular component: endoplasmic reticulum tubular network. Bases 159 to 1247 code for a protein of 362 amino acids. Lineage: Eukaryota; Metazoa; Cnidaria; Anthozoa; Malacalcyonacea; Nephtheidae. The transcript is spliced from 12 exons. Gene Ontology annotation, biological process: endoplasmic reticulum tubular network organization. The record is from RefSeq and is a predicted model, not a curated record.